AUGUUAACAGCAACUGAAUUUGACGAUCAAUCGAAGAACUUUCAUCGAUACUCACGAAAUAGAGAAAUUCCGAUACUAUCUGACAAAGUCGCUGAAAACAAUUGGGAUAACAUUCAGCAGUCGCCAAGUAGGGAACAACGAGGAGUCGAUGACAAUUCCGGUUUAAUCGAUUUAAGUUCCCAUCAACAAAUCGCAAAUGAUGACACUGACAAACCAACAGAUACACCGAAUCCUGAAAUGGAAUCAAUAAAUCCUAUUGCUGGAUACGCCGAAGAACCUCUUCUAUCGUUGGCUGAAGCUUGUGAACCAUUGACCGAUCUUCUUCACAAUAUGUCAUUUUAUAUUGAGCUAGCAUUAAAGGAAACACCUGCUGAACCACCUGACAGUCUAACAGUAAACGAAAGCGCUGCAAUCCGGCUUUAUACAAUCGAAUGGGACCGUCCACAUCGCAGUCUUUAUUCUAUGAUUAAUUAUCAUUUGAAAAAUUUGGAUCGAGAAAAGCUCUUGCCCUAUUAUAGAUAUCUCAAAUUAUUCAUCACUGCCCUCGCUAAACUACCAUGUGUUCCACCAUUGACUGUUUGGCGAGGUGUAACAAAAAAUUUAAGUACUGAGUUUCCACCAGGUACGAGAAUAACAUGGUGGGCAUUUUCAUCGACUACAACAGAGAUGACUGUACUUGAAAAUAAUAUGUAUUUGGGAAAUCAAGGCGAUCGAACGUUAUUUUCAGUUGAAGCUAUCAAUGGUCGAACAAUUAAAGCACAUUCACAUUUCGUUACGGAAGAUGAAAUUUUACUUCUACCGGGUACUCAUAUGGUUGUUCAAUCGCAACUUUCACCAGCAGCACAACUCUUCAUUGUUCACUUAAAACAAGUUAUACCUGAGGAAACACUACUUGAACCACCAUUUCCAGGUGCGCAUAUUUAUCCAAAAAUAGAGCGUCCUUGGUAUCGCAAAAAGAAAUUUAUGAUUCCAAUAUGCGCGUUGACCAUUUUGAUCAUCGUUGGCGUUGUUGUCGGUGUUGUUUUAGGCACCAAAUCAAAUAAUAAAUCAAAAGUGAUUAAAUGUACAAACCCUUUUCGAGCGGGUGACAUGUACGACACCGGACAUUCUCCAACUUCUUUAGUACUGGGACACUUUAGGAAUACUCGACAGCUAGAUGCUGCAGUAUCGAAUUCUGAAGACAACAACAUCGGUGUCCUAGUUGGUGAUGGGAACGGACGUUUGAAUAAGAUUCGAGGUGAAACUGUCUCGUCUCCAACGGCAAUGAUAUCAGGUGAUUUUAAUAAUGACAAUGUCACGGAUAUCAUAGUAGUGAAUAGUGAUGAGGGCCUUAUUCGUGUGUUGAUCAAUGAUGGAAAUGGAAUGCUAACCGCCACGACGCAAUAUGAAGCAGGUGAUUUACCGUUUUCAAUCGUAGCGGAUGAUUUCAAUGGUGAUAAAAGAUUAGACCUUGUAAUCAUUGACGGAGACGAUGGCUAUGCUCGAAUGUUUUUGGGCAAUAGCGAUGGGUCAUUUUCAUCCGCGGAGGAGUUUUAUGUUAAUGGUUAUCCAACUUCAAUAGCAGCAGGAGAUUUCAAUAACGAUGAAAUACUAGAUUUGGUAGUAACUAAUAUAUAUGACAAUGCUGUAUCAGUUUUAAUUGGUCUUGGGAAUGGUACUUUCGACUAUCCGUUGACUUACCCUGUUGGCUAUUCACCAUAUAUGAUUAUAACAGGUGAUUUUAAUAACGACACUAUCUUAGACUUAGCUGUGACUGUUCAGGUUGACAACAGCGUUAACGUUUUACUUGGCAAUAAAAAUGGAACCUUUCAAGACCCGGUAUCAUCGUAUGCUACUUAUUAUCCAACGUAUUUAGUCUCAGGUUACUUCAAUAAUGAUACAAAACUGGAUUUAAUUGUAGUUUCUACAUAUGAUGAUUACCUCACUGUUUUAUUUGGAAAUAAUGACGGAUCAUUCGGAUCUCCGGAUGAAGAUCAGUAUGACUAUGACGUUGAAUCAAAAGCUUCGAUCGUUGCAUCGAAUGAGGUAUUAUAUCAAGUUAAAGAAAUAGUAACUGUUGGAUAUAGUCCAACAGCUGUCUUAGUAACCGACUUGAAUAACGAUGGACACUCAGAUUUGAUAGUUACUGUCUCAUACGGAAGCGUUGUUAUCAUUCUAUUUGGGACAGGCUAUGGUCAAUUUACUCAACAAUAUUCAUACCCCACAGGUUCAUAUCCAUCAUUCGUAAUAUACCAAGAUUUUAACAAUGAUAAGAAACGAGAUUUAGCUGUUAGUAAUGGGAAUGAUAACACAAUCACCAUUUUAUAUGGUUAUGGUGAUGGAAUAUUUCGUGUUCCACUAACAUAUAGUGUUGGCGUAGCACCGAACUUUCUCGUAUCUGCUGAUUUCAACAAUGAUCAGAAAUUGGAUCUAGCAGUUGCCAAUAUCAACAGCAGUACUUUCAGUGUACUUAUUGGUAAUGGAUCAGCUCUAUUUCUUAGUGCAGUCAAUUAUUCACUUAAUGCUACGCCGGCGGCUAUGAUAACAGCUGAUUUUAACAGCGACAAUAAAUUAGAUUUAGCACUAGUUAUGAAAGAUAGCUAUCAUAUCGCGAUGUUCCUAGGCGAUGGAGAUGGUGUCUUUAAGACAGGAAGUGAUAUUCUUGUUGAGAAUAAGCCAGUGUCUCUCGUAGCAGCUGAUUUGGAUCGUGAUACUAAAAUUGACUUGGUAGUGGUUAACCGAAAUAAUAAUAGUAUCAGUAUCUAUCUUGGUUAUGGAAAUGGAAGUUUUCAUCGUACAACGGAUUAUGUCGUAGGUAAAUCACCAGCCUCAGCGACAUCAAGCGACUUGGAUAAUGAUGGUCUACUCGACUUAGUAGUAACUAAUACUGGUCGCAAUACUGUAACUAUCCUGUUUGGCAAUGGUGAUGGAACGUUUCCUCAGCAACAAAAUGAAACCGUUGGUAAAUAUCCCAAUAAUGUGAUAACAGCUGAUUUAAACGAUGACAACUAUUUGGAUGUGAUUACUACUAAUAUUGGUGAUAAUACUAUGAGUGUGUUGUUCGGUAACGGAAGUAGGGUCUUUAUGAAACAAGUUAAAUACGCAACGGGAGUUAUCCCAGCUGGUCUUGCACAGGGUGACAUCAAUAACGAUAACAAGGUCGAUGUAGUUGUGGCGAAUAGUCAAUCAGAAAAAGUAUCUGUGUUUUUGAAUAUAUGUAGCGAUAUAGUAGCUACUUCCUCGUGA
Molecule: messenger RNA, 3225 nt
Organism: Adineta ricciae
Lineage: Eukaryota; Metazoa; Rotifera; Eurotatoria; Adinetida; Adinetidae
Source: the annotation of a GenBank genome assembly